Molecule: messenger RNA, 771 nt
Organism: Aspergillus oryzae RIB40
Lineage: Eukaryota; Fungi; Ascomycota; Eurotiomycetes; Eurotiales; Aspergillaceae
Exons: 1
Coding region: 1-771 (256 amino acids)
Source: RefSeq, a predicted model, not a curated record
AUGUCUGGAAACAAAUCCGAUCGUUCGCUCAGUCCGGCCGCCAUGAGCGAAGAAAGCCGUCGAGAACUCCUGGCUCGCCAGCAUAGGGCUUUGUACGGCAACGAAAGCCCCGCCUUCUUCCCGCCUGGCAGUUUUGCGGAUGACAACCCACGAUCGGAGAGCCAGGGGGGUGGCACCCCAACAUCUGCCACUGGUGUCCGUGGCCCAUCUCCGCGCGGUGUUGAUCCUUUCGGCAUGGCCCAGACCCCGGUCCAAGGUAGCACUGAUAAUGUUGCUCAAGCCGCCGCGUCUCUUCAAUCUCCUUCCCGCGCAACUAGUACGUCCUCCCCGAGCUCGGGCAUUAACCCUGUCUUCGGCAAGUACGACAACGCCGAGCAACCGAUGACCUCGACCUCCUCCCCCGGGAGGGCUGACUCGCCUUCCGCGAGGCAGGCGCAUUCGAAGCCAACCGGUGGUCCCAUUGGCUCCGUGGGCCCUAUCGGCUCUCGCCCAGUUCAGCCAGCAGGUCAAGCUCAGGCUGCCAACCCGGCACUGAACAAACGCUCCACGACACCCCUGCCAUCUCCUCUUGGUUUCGGCUUCACACCUGGUGACGCAGGCGCAACCAAUGAUCGUUCGGCCUCGUCGGCCUCAAACCCCUCCACUUCCGCUUCCGCAGGAACUCCCGGUAUGAAAGAGUCUACUGGUGGUGUGGCGCUCGGAUGGGGUAAUGGCGGUGGCGUUUGGGGAUCGAAGAACGGACUGGGCGUCCAAGCCUCCGUCUGGGGUUGA